Oppiella nova is the source of this 1055-nucleotide messenger RNA. Lineage: Eukaryota; Metazoa; Arthropoda; Arachnida; Sarcoptiformes; Oppiidae. The record is from the annotation of a GenBank genome assembly.
ACCAUUUGCGAGGCAUUCAAGACACAUGUGAUAAUGAGAGUGAGGAUGAUAUGAAUGUUAAUAUAUCGAGACAUCGAGAAACCAAUAAUGCAAAUACACUGUUAGCCACUGGGGUUUUCACUUCUGCCGAGCUCUACCGGCUCUCUAAAGCCUCUAUAAUACAACCGCAAUCACCAGGACUUCCACAUGUGAUAAAACUGGAGCCAAACGUCGGUUCCUAUUAUUGCAAUAACUAUUCGCCGGACGAUCCGAACGACACGUUAGCCGUUUCCAUACCGGUGUCGAACCUGUCGUCCGGGGGCGCCGGCAACGUGUCGGUCAUGACCAGCGCCGGCCAUAACACGCACCUAACCAUCAGCCACACGGCCUCCACGUCUAGUCCGGGCAGUGAUGUGCAGCACCAGCACCACCACCACAACACCAAACGCCAGCGCAGGCUCACCACUCAAGACGAUACCGAUCCGGACAAGGGUUCCAGUGAUUUGCAAUAUUACGCUCAGUCGUGGCAGACCGAUAUGUCGGACCACGUGCCCGGUCCACAGCACCUCCAUAUGUCGCCACACGUCAAGAUCAAACAGGAAGUGCUGCCUACCGGACAGCACUACCACUGCUCACAAUCACCUAAAGAAUUGUCUAAUAAAUCGAUUAAUGAUUCACAUCAUAGGGAAGGUAUAGCCAAUCAACUGAAGGACUCCUAUCUAUCGCACUCUCACUCCCCGGUACUGACCUCAUCGUCGGGCUCCGGGCUAUCUAUCGGUCAGAUAUCAUCACAAAACGCUUACUAUUCACUGCCUCCCGGAAAGUAUCAGGAGAAUGGGGACACCCUUUCAGACUUUGUGAACCUGGUCUGUCAGGAGGCCCAGAACAAUGGCAACGGACCUCAGGGUCCGGGAAGUGAUAUGGACCCAAACCGAAGCCCCAAACAGAUGUCUAACGUACCGCACCAUCAGCCGCACCACCAUUACUACAACACCUCCAUCUCUAUGCUGCCGCCACCCCCGCCCGCACCCAUGGCCCGACCCGUUCCUAUAAUCCGGUCGCCGAUCGAGUCGUGU